Dromaius novaehollandiae (emu) is the source of this 1130-nucleotide messenger RNA. Its product is annotated as complement factor D. Gene Ontology annotation, biological process: proteolysis. The transcript has 5 exons. Gene Ontology annotation, molecular function: serine-type endopeptidase activity. The coding region runs from base 80 to 889 and encodes 269 amino acids. NCBI's taxonomy places the organism in Eukaryota, Metazoa, Chordata, Aves, Casuariiformes, Dromaiidae. The record is from RefSeq and is a predicted model, not a curated record.
CGCGGCCCGGCCGAGGAGCAUCCGCCCGCGACGCCCCGCUCCCGGCCGGAGGCAGCACCACCGGGCUCCCGCCGCGGCCAUGGCCCCGCGCCCCUCUCCUGCUCCUGCUCCCGCUCCCGCCCUCGCGCUGCUGCUGCUGCUGGGUGCCGCGGCCAGGGCUCAGCCCCAGGGCCGGAUCCUGGGGGGCCACGUGGCCGAGCCCCACCUGCGCCCGCACAUGGCCUCGCUGCAGCUGGACGGGGAGCACGUCUGCGGCGGCUUCCUCAUCGCCGAGCAGUGGGUGCUGAGUGCCGCCCACUGCACCGAGGAGACGGACGGGAAGCUCUUCCAGGUGCUGCUGGGCGCCCACUCGCUCACGGAGCCGGAGCCCCACAAGCGCCUGUACCGGGUGCGCGCCCAGAUCCCCCACCCUGGCAGCAACAUCCACAACAACAAGGACGAUCUCCUGCUGCUCCAGCUGGAGGAGAAAGCGGAGCUGAACGAGCACGUGCAGGUGCUGCGGUUCCAGCGGGAGGACCGGGACGUGGCGGCCGACACGGUGUGCGAGGUGGCCGGCUGGGGCACCGUCAGCCACAGCGGGCGCCGGCCCGACAAGCUCUACCAGGUGGAGCGGCCGGUGCUGAGCCGCGACGACUGCAACCACCGCACGCGCCACGACCACACCAUCACCCGCAACAUGAUGUGCACCGACUCCCGCAAGAAGGACACCUGCAAGGGAGACUCCGGCGGCCCCCUGGUCUGCAACGGGGUGGCCGAGGCGGUGGUCACAGCCGGCUCCCGGGUCUGCGGCAACUACAAGAAACCCGGCAUCUACACCCGCAUCGCCCCGUACGCCGCCUGGAUCGACGGCGUCAUGGCCUCCGUGGCCGGGCAGGGAGACGCGCACUGAGCCGCCCGCGCCGCUCGCCCCCCGCAUCCCGCCGUCCCCAGCCCCCGCGCAGGGCUGGGCCCGGAGGGGGCGAGGGACGAGCCGGGGCGCGGGGAGCCUGGCCCCGGCCGCGAAGCACCGGGAUGGAGCGGGGCCGGGGCGGUGGGGAGCCGGCCCCCGCGCGGGCGCGAGCCGCAGGCUUUGCUGAAUGUGCACCUAACGCUGGCUGCGCCUCUGCAAUAAAGCGACGACGAUUCCUGCA